AUGGUAGGGACGAACUUCACAGCCUGUGUACUGGACGUGGGGAACACCAGUGAUUCAGUGGUACUGGACGUGGGUAACCCCAGUGAUUCAGUGGUACUGGACGUGGGUAACCCCAGUGAUUCAGAGACACUGGACGUGGGGAACCCCAGUGAUUCAGAGACACUGGACGUGGGGAACCCCAGUGAUUCAGAGACACUGGACGUGGGGAACCCCAGUGAUUCAGAGACACUGGACGUGGGGAACCCCAGUGAUUCAGAGACACUGGACGUGGGGAACCCCAGUGAUUCAGAGACACUGGACGUGGGGAACCCCGGUGAUUCAGAGACACUGGACGUGGGGAACCCCAGUGAUUCAGAGACACUGGACGUGGGGAACCCCAGUGAUUCAGAGACACUGGACGUGGGGAACCCCAGUGAUUCAGAGACACUGGACGUGGGGAACCCCAGUGAUUCAGAGACACUGGACGUGGGGAACCCCAGUGAUUCAGUGGUACUGGACGUGGGGAACCCCAGUGAUUCAGUGGUACUGGACGUGGGGAACCCCAGUGAUUCAGUGGUACUGGACGUGGGGAACCCCAGUGAUUCAGAGGUACUGGACGUGGGGAACCCCAGUGAUUCAGUGGUACUGGACGUGGGGAACCCCAGUGAUUCAGUGGUACUGGACGUGGGGAACCCCAGUGAUUCAGAGACACUGGACGUGGGGAACCCCAGUGAUUCAGAGACACUGGACGUGGGGAACCCCAGUGAUUCAGUGGUACUGGACGUGGGGAACCCCAGUGAUUCAGAGACACUGGACGUGGGGAACCCCAGUGAUUCAGAGACACUGGACGUGGGGAACCCCAGUGAUUCAGAGACACUGGACGUGGGGAACCCCAGUGAUUCAGAGACACUGGACGUGGGGAACCCCAGUGAUUCAGAGACACUGGACGUGGGGAACCCCAGUGAUUCAGAGGUACUGGACUUGGGGAAUCCCAGUGAUUCAGAGGUACUGGACUUGGGGAAAUAUUGA
Messenger RNA from Procambarus clarkii (red swamp crayfish), 1008 nucleotides. NCBI's taxonomy places the organism in Eukaryota, Metazoa, Arthropoda, Malacostraca, Decapoda, Cambaridae. The record is from RefSeq and is a predicted model, not a curated record.